Messenger RNA from Pungitius pungitius (ninespine stickleback), 1753 nucleotides. RefSeq lists its product as uncharacterized. Lineage: Eukaryota; Metazoa; Chordata; Actinopteri; Perciformes; Gasterosteidae. The transcript is spliced from 2 exons. Bases 159 to 812 code for a protein of 217 amino acids. The record is from RefSeq and is a predicted model, not a curated record.
UUCACAGGGGGGUCCCCAGACCGGAAAAUACGUCAUCGAGGGGUGUGUAUAUAGGUCCACAGAAUUACCUCCAAAAUACUUCACUCUGCCCUCAAUCAUCGCUGGGACCACUGCUCCUGAUUCUGAAGCUGUUUUUUGUUGCUGCUUGCUUUGCAAAAAUGGAUCACGCUCCGACAGGCUCCAUUAUAGGCUCUGAAAACGCCAGCAUCCCCACGACCUGGACUCCCCCCUCUUCUCCAUCUCUGAUGAUUCACACCCAGCAGCCGACACCUCCUCCAUCCCCAGAGCCUAUGGCCACGCAGGAAGAGAAGAAUUGUGAAACUCAUGAGGUGUUUGAGUAUUCCGAAAAGUUUGUGGAAGGUAUUAGAAUGAGCGUGACACACUUGCUGGCCAACGUCUGGUGUCGAUACAUCAGAGAGAUCUGUUACGGAUGUCAGACGAAUAAUCCCAGUCAGAAAAACCAUCCGUGUUUGGAUCCAGACGAGUGUUUCUACCAGCUACACUUUGAACCUCUGAUGAAAAGGCUUUGGACUGAGAACUUCAUACCCUCCAUCUCCAUGUUUAUGUUCAUGAAUAAUGUCGAUGUGGGGAGAGACCGCAUCAUGGGGGCUGCGGAAGUACUUUUAAACGAGCUGAAAUAUGCAGAUAAUGUGGCGCACACCAUGGAUAAAAUGUCUGAGACCUGGGGGGAAGACAAACACAAAAUUAAACAACUGCAAAAGCUUCUCAAAUGUUAUGAUGGAGAGUGUGAGUCACCCGAUGAAAUUGAUUUUGAUGAUGACGAAACUGAAACGGAUGAUGAUGAUGUGUAAAAUACAUGUUGACAGAGAGAAAAUUAAAUGAAAUCGAAAACAAUGUGAAAAUCUUGAGUGUCUUGAUAACGUAAUUCUUAAACAAAUGUUAUCCUUCCGGCUACCAUGUCUUGUAUGACAGAAAUAAAACAUGUUGGAAUGAACGCCCCUGUGGUCACUCGUACUUUGACACCAUCAUGGAGAGGACGCUGCAAAAGAUUUAUUAUGAUCCAUCGCAUCCAGGGGGUUUGGGCAGUGCGACUAAACUGCGCAAAGCCGUUAGAGAAUGUACCGGCGUGAACCCUCCCAUGACCGAGGUGAAUGCCUUUUUAUUGGAACAAGAUGUGUACACGUUACACGCUAAGGCUGCGCUACAUUUUCCGAGGAACAGGGUUUUAGUUAGCGGUAUAGACAGACAGUUUCAGAUGGAUCUUGUUGAUAUGGGAGAAUAUGCGGAGGAAAAUGACUCAGUACGGUAUUUGUUGACGUGUAUCGAUGUAUUUUCCAAGUACGCCUGGGUUAGAUGUCUUUCUAACAAAUCAGGCUCCACCGUCGCCAAAGCCUUUAAGGAUAUUCUGAGGGAGGGGCGUGUACCAGCGAAACUCCAAACUGAUGAAGGAACAGAGUUUUACAAUAAGCAAUUUAGGAAGCUUAUAGAUCAACACAAAAUCACUCAUUUUUCAACCUCAAACGAGACCAAAGCAAGUGUAGUGGAACGUUUUAACAGGACGUACAAGACUCGAAUGUGGAGAUAUUUAACAUCCGUUAAUUCACGCAGAUAUGUGGACGUGGUUCAAGAUCUUGUAGACGCGUACAACAACUCGCAUCAUAGAUCUAUAAAAAUGGCUCCAUCAUCUGUAAAUAAAGACAAUGAAAAGAUUGUCUUCAAUCAUCUAUACAAGUCGAAGCCCCCAAAGACUGUGAGCUUUAAAUUUCACAAGGGGGACACCGUGAGAAUAUCA